AUGAAUUCGCAUAAAGUGUUCUUAAUAUUCAGUGCUAUUGUAUGCGGUGUUAGUUCUUUGGAUUGGUGUGAUCCAGAAUUAUGUCCAAAUGGUGGAACACAUACGGCCUGUAAUAAUUCGGGGGAUUUCCACGAGAGAUGUGAACCCGAUGUGGAAAUAAUCGAUUUACGACCAUAUCGUGAUCUAAUAUUACACGAGCACAAUAAUCGUAGGAAUUUCAUAGCUCAGGGUUUGUUGCCGGGUUAUUAUCCCGCCGCACGUAUGGCCACCCUGCAAUGGGAUGAUGAAUUGGAAUUUUUGGCUGAGUUGAAUGUCCGAACCUGUGUGGUGGAUCACGAUGAAUGUCGUAACAGCUAUCGUUUUCGUAAUGUUGGACAAAAUUUGGUGGGCAUAGCCCAGAACAAGGAUGAACCACAAAAUAUUACGGCUGUAUUGCUAAAGGAUAUUUGGUUAUGGUAUACCGAACACAAAUUGAUUGAUAGCAGUUAUAUUACGAAAUUUAAGGUUACCAGUGAUUUUGAAAAAUAUGGCCACUUUGCUGAAUUUGUUUUGGAUCGCAAUACCCAUGUUGGCUGUUCCAUGAUCCGUUAUACACAUCACCAAUAUCGACAAUUGUAUAUCUAUAAUUUAGCCUGUGAUUAUGCCAGUGUCUAUGCCUAUGAUGUGCCAGUGUAUAGUGCGGGGAAACCGGGUUCGGGAUGUAAAACUGGUACCAAUCAUAAAUAUCCAGCUCUGUGUUCUACAAGAGAACUUUAUAAUCCCAAUUAUUAG
Musca vetustissima is the source of this 771-nucleotide messenger RNA. RefSeq names its product antigen 5 like allergen Cul n 1-like. The coding region runs from base 1 to 771 and encodes 256 amino acids. The transcript is spliced from 3 exons. NCBI's taxonomy places the organism in Eukaryota, Metazoa, Arthropoda, Insecta, Diptera, Muscidae. The record is from RefSeq and is a predicted model, not a curated record.